GUGAAGUAUUUUCUGCGCUUGAUGCUUUUCUUGGAAAACGAGGACCGCAAAGGUGCGAAGGGUGCAUCGACCUGGGUCGGAUGUACAACAAUGUUCGCGUACAAGUAUUUGUUUGUUAUUUAUAUAGUUUUUAGUCCUGCUAAUUCUACACUGUCAAAGUCUAAAAAGAAAAAAGAUACGUGCACGAAAGAUAGCUGUAAAGAGAUUGCGAUACUGAGCGGCCCAAGGCCUGAAAAUGUGCUUUCAAAAAAUUUAGUAGCAACAACCGUUAAGUACACUGAUAUUUUAAAGUAUUACCAAUCAUAUGAUAGUGACGUACUAAAUACGCAAUUUGAAGGUGCUGUUUUAGGCUAUGUUACGCCGUGGAACAAUCAUGGGUAUGACGUUGCAAAGACAUUUGGUAAAUUUACCAUCAUUUCACCUGUGUGGCUUCAGAUUAGACGAAAAUCAAAUGGAGAACUCUAUAUUCUGGGUACACAUGAUAUAGACCGAAACUGGUUAAAAGAUGUCCGUUACAUAAACAGUAAGGUUCAGAUCUUACCCAGGUUGUUAUUUGAACAGUGGUCGAUGGAUAAUUUUAUGGAAAUAUUUUCAAAUCAGGAGAAGAUGUAUAGUUUGGUUAACUUUAUGGUAAACUUUAUUGAAGAGCAAGAAUUUGAUGGAAUGGUAUUAGAAAUUUGGUCACAAUUUGGUGGUCAUUAUAAAGCAGAGUUGACAGGUCUUGUGAAAGAAUUAGGCGAAGCCAUGAUGGCAAAGCGUUUGAAGUUUAUUUUGGUCAUACCGCCACCUUUAGCAAGCAUAAAUUCACUUGGAAUGUUUACAAAGGACGAUUUUGAUUUGCUUGCACCAAUGGUGGAUGGAUUUAGUUUAAUGACAUAUGAUUAUCCACAUUAUAGUAGACCUGGAGCAGUGGCACCAUACGAAUGGAUUCGACAAUGUGUACUCUCGCUGACACCAGUUAAAAAUCAUUUUCGUCAAAAGAUACUUCUGGGAUUAAAUUUUUAUGGGUAUAUUUAUAAAGAUCAAACUGCUGAACCUAUUGUUGGACACAGUUACAUUGAUAUCUUAAGACGUGAGAAACCAAGAUUAAAAUGGAGUAACGAUGAUAAAGAACACAAGAUAGAAUACAAGGAGAAAAAAUCAAAAGUCACAUUGUAUUUUCCAACUCUACUGUCCAUUCAAACCAGAAUAAAUCUUGCAAAAGAACUGGGCACCGGUUUAUCAAUAUGGGAAAUUGGACAGGGCCUGGACUAUUUUUAUGAUUUAUUGUAGUUUUUAAGAACAAAAUAGAUAUUACAAACACCA
This is a messenger RNA of Hydractinia symbiolongicarpus, 1305 nucleotides long. RefSeq names its product chitinase domain-containing protein 1-like. Gene Ontology annotation, molecular function: oligosaccharide binding; chitin binding. Gene Ontology annotation, cellular component: extracellular region. The record is from RefSeq and is a predicted model, not a curated record. The transcript is spliced from 10 exons. Gene Ontology annotation, biological process: carbohydrate metabolic process. Lineage: Eukaryota; Metazoa; Cnidaria; Hydrozoa; Anthoathecata; Hydractiniidae. The coding region runs from base 22 to 1272 and encodes 416 amino acids.